Messenger RNA from Scatophagus argus, 1570 nucleotides. Its product is annotated as serine/threonine-protein phosphatase PP1-beta catalytic subunit. The record is from RefSeq and is a predicted model, not a curated record. NCBI's taxonomy places the organism in Eukaryota, Metazoa, Chordata, Actinopteri, Scatophagidae. The coding region runs from base 107 to 1090 and encodes 327 amino acids. The transcript has 8 exons. Gene Ontology annotation, biological process: circadian regulation of gene expression; regulation of circadian rhythm. Gene Ontology annotation, cellular component: nucleus; cytoplasm. Gene Ontology annotation, molecular function: protein serine/threonine phosphatase activity.
AGUCGUAAAUGGGAGGCCCGUGAGUGGGAGGAGGUUGGCGGUGCAGUGAGGCGGUGUCUGUGUUACCAGCCCCAGACUGCGGCGGGCAGUACUGUUCGUUACAGAAAUGGCGGAGGGGGAGUUGGACGUUGACUCGCUGAUUUCCAGGCUUUUAGAGGUGCGAGGAUGUCGUCCAGGGAAGAUUGUCCAGAUGACGGAGGCUGAGGUGCGCGGCCUCUGCAUCAAGUCCCGGGAGAUCUUCCUCAGUCAGCCAAUCCUUCUGGAGCUGGAGGCUCCGCUCAAAAUCUGUGGUGAUAUUCAUGGACAAUACACAGAUCUGCUGAGGCUCUUUGAAUAUGGCGGCUUCCCCCCAGAGGCCAACUACCUGUUCCUGGGCGACUAUGUGGACAGAGGCAAGCAGUCUCUAGAGACCAUCUGCCUGCUGCUGGCGUACAAGAUCAAAUACCCCGAGAAUUUCUUCCUGCUCAGGGGCAACCACGAGUGUGCCUCCAUCAACCGCAUCUACGGCUUCUAUGAUGAGUGUAAACGCAGAUUCAACAUCAAGCUGUGGAAGACGUUCACCGACUGCUUCAACUGCCUGCCCAUCGCCGCGAUAGUGGACGAGAAGAUCUUCUGCUGUCACGGAGGUCUCUCUCCAGACCUGCAGUCUAUGGAGCAGAUCAGACGCAUCAUGAGGCCCACAGACGUGCCUGACACAGGCCUCCUGUGUGAUCUGCUGUGGUCAGACCCAGACAAGGACGUCCAGGGCUGGGGAGAAAACGACCGUGGCGUCUCUUUCACCUUUGGAGCUGAUGUGGUCAGCAAGUUCCUAAACCGUCACGACCUGGACCUCAUCUGCAGAGCUCACCAGGUGGUAGAAGAUGGUUACGAGUUUUUUGCAAAGCGACAGCUGGUGACUCUCUUCUCAGCUCCCAACUACUGCGGGGAGUUUGACAACGCUGGCGGCAUGAUGAGCGUGGAUGAAACCCUGAUGUGUUCCUUCCAGAUCCUGAAGCCAUCUGAGAAGAAAGCUAAGUACCAGUACGGCGGGAUGAACUCGGGUCGGCCCGUCACUCCUCCCCGCACAGCCCAACCUCCAAAGAAACGAUGAAGAAGUACGGAGGGAGGAAGAGACGCAGAGAACGAGGGAGAGAGAUGAUUGUCUCCUGUUGGCUUUUCACUACACAAAACAAGUCAAAGCAACACUUGGCAGAGGAGAAAACGGAUGAACACAACUAUUUUAAGAGACACACCAAACCUGUCUUUCAUUUUCAGUUUUUUUCCCCCCCCUCUUGUCUCCCUCUGAACUGCUGUCACACUCUCUUCUUCUUUUCUCAGUGCUUAUUUUUCUCUGCAUCUGUGUAACAUUUUUAAAAACAAGUGUUAAAAUGAGAAAACAGUGCGAAGGUGUCAUUCUGUAGCAUAUCGGAGUGUUUCUUUUGUCUCUUUGUCCUUUACCUUUUAUUUUCUUGACAACAGAAUGACAGCUAGUUUAGUUUACCACAUCUCUUUACUCCCUUGACUGUACAGGCACAACAGGUAUUAAUGACAAUUGCUGGGUUUUCAAUAAAUAAUACAGGAUAUAAAUCCA